UGGUUUUGUUAUUACAGGAAGUGAAGAUGGCGGCUCAGACGCUGCUCACCGAGUCAGUGCUCGGAUGGUCUAUAUUCACUAUAAUACUUUUGGUAAUCUUGGCUUUUUGCUGGGUCUACAUCCGUAAAUUUCAGAGUCGUCAAGAGAGCGAGGCUGUUUCAACCAUCACAGCAAUAUGCGCCCUGGCUGUUGCCUUGAUAACUUCAGCACUUCUUCCCGUAGACAUAUUCCUUGUAUCAUUCAUGAAAUAUCCCAAUGGCACAUAUAAGGAAUGGGCUGCAGAUAAUGUGACGAGGGCCAAAAUUGAGGACUCUGUGCUUUAUGGCUAUUACACCCUCUACUCCAUCAUACUCUUCUGUGUCUUUCUGUGGAUCCCCUUCGUCUACUUCUACUAUGAGGAAAGGGACGAUGACAACACCAACAAAUGUUCUCAAGUAAAAAACGCACUGAAGUACACAAUUGGAUUUGCCAUUGUCUGCAUAGCACUGCUUUUAAUUGGGGCCUUUGUUCCACUUGAGCCUCCACAUCAGAAUACUACCCAAUGGGAGAAGGUGCAGUACCUGUUUGAGGAACUUGGAAGCAGCCAUGGUCUACCUGCGCUGUCAUUCUCUAUCAGCUCCUUGACCUUGAUCGGCAUGUUGGCCGUCAUCACUUACACGGCAUAUGGCAUGUCGAUUCUGCCUUUGAAUCUGAUAAAGGGCACGCGCAGUGUAGCAUACGAGCGCCUGGAGAACACCGAGGACAUGGAUGAUGUGGAGCAGCAGAUAGAAAACCUCAAAUCCAAGUGUAAAGAUGGUCGUCCCUUGUCCUCCCGAGACAGACGGAGCCUUCACGAUUUGGAGGGGAAACUGCAGGUGCUUCGACGCAGGAGCAGACACCUGGAAAUUGCAGAGAGGAACUGCUGCACUAAAGUGGGCAGUGCUCUCAGACCUUUCAAGAUUGUGCUUGGCAUUUUCUUCAUCCUGGUGGCAUUGCUGUUUAUUGUUGCCUUAUUCAUUUCAAAUUUGGAUAAAGCUCUCCACUCUGCAGGCAUCAGCUCUGGGUUUGUAGUCUUUGGCACAAAUCUCACCAAUCCCCUGAACGAACUUCUGUUGGUACUGCAACCUGUUUUCCCAUUAGAUUACAUUCUGAUCACUGUUAUCACCAUGUAUUUCGUGUUCACAUCCAUGGCUGGUAUUCGCAACAUGGGCAUUUGGUUCUUUUGGAUAAGGCUUUACAAAAUCAGACCAAAGCGCACUCGACCCCAAGCUCUGCUCUUCCUUUGUAUGAUUCUCCUAUUGAUCGUUCUGCACACCAGCUACAUGAUCUACAGCUUAGCACCUCAGUACGUCAUGUAUGGCAGCCAGAAGUAUCUUGUAGAGAUGCCCUCUGUGGAUAAUGGUACCUUCAGCACCACGAGGAGCUGUGAUGCAGAUGCGCCUGAGGACCAGUGCACUGUGACCAGAUCUUAUCUCUUCCUGCACAAGUUUUGGUUCUUCAGCACUAUCUACUACUUUGGCAACUGGGCCUUCAUUGUUACCUUCCUGAUCGGCCUGGUGGUCUCCUGCUGUAAAGGGAAAAAGUCUGUGAUAGAAGGUGAGGUGGAGGCAGAUGACUCAGACUUAAGUGAUGACGAAUAUAUCCACUAAAGAGAAGAAAAGGGCUCCCAGACUCUUCUGUGAACUCUGCUCGUCAUCGUUUAGUCUUAAGAAGCCACUCAUUUUUUAAAAGUUUCCUGUCUUCUGAGUUGGAGUGGAAAUGCCCCUCACCUUUAAGAACCUAGCAGACUGAUUGUUUUGUCUUUCAGUCAAUAUUACAGAUGAAAGUGGGAUUCAGGGAGUUUGGUUCAUUUCAGCCCAACCAUGAGAAUUCACUUCCAACAGCUUUGAUUCUGACAAGUUAAUAUUGUUUUUCACACUAAAAUGCCUAUUGCAGCAGACUGGGUGUUUCUGAAUUUUAUUUUUGAACUUCAUACCAAGUUUAGGUGACAUUUUAAACGCACUUUUGAAUUGUUGGUACUGGUACAUACAUUUUCCUUUAUUUUCUUUGAUGAUUUCCAAGUGUAAAAUAUUGAUACCAAAGUGUUGACAGCACUGACAGUUUUCUGUUUAUUUGCAUUUGAGCUUGUUAUUGUGUUGCAUUUCUACAAGUUACUCAGUGGAUCUUAGAAUAAACAGCUAGGACCAACUAUGACACUUUCAAUUUACCGUAUUUCACUGAAUUUUGAGUGGAUUGAUUUAUUGCUCUUACGUAAAUGUAACAAAGUAAUUCAAGUGGGAUUUCAUGUUUAAGAAGUUGCCAGUCAUAAUUAUUGCUGUAACCUGUGUAUAUACAAAGUGAAAACAAAAUGUACCUAAUGAAUGUCAAUGCAACAUGAUGGGCACAAACUGACUGUGAAUCAAUUUGACCAACCAACUCUAGUUAACAUUGUAUAUAUUAAAAAAAAUACAGUUGUAAUUAUUGAAACUGCUACUGAGAUUUGCAUCCUUUGUGGAUAAAUGAGACAUUUAUGCAUGAAGCAUUUCCAAAAAAUAAAACCAAUUUGUAAGUA
Messenger RNA from Boleophthalmus pectinirostris (great blue-spotted mudskipper), 2530 nucleotides. RefSeq names its product LMBR1 domain containing 1 (gene lmbrd1). The coding region runs from base 27 to 1628 and encodes 533 amino acids. The record is from RefSeq and is a predicted model, not a curated record. Gene Ontology annotation, biological process: protein localization to vacuole. Lineage: Eukaryota; Metazoa; Chordata; Actinopteri; Gobiiformes; Gobiidae. The transcript has 16 exons. Gene Ontology annotation, cellular component: vacuolar membrane.